Molecule: messenger RNA, 2343 nt
Organism: Uloborus diversus
Lineage: Eukaryota; Metazoa; Arthropoda; Arachnida; Araneae; Uloboridae
Product: G protein pathway suppressor 2-like
Exons: 11
Coding region: 208-1089 (293 amino acids)
Biological process (GO): regulation of transcription by RNA polymerase II
Cellular component (GO): transcription regulator complex
Molecular function (GO): transcription coregulator activity
Source: RefSeq, a predicted model, not a curated record
AUAACGCCAACUGUUGUUUUGAUUGAAAAAAUUUGUGAUUACGUUUCGUACUUAAUUGGGUCACGAUUUAUUCAUUCUUUGUGAAAGAAAAGGAAAAUUUUGUAUCAUGAAUUCCAAUCGAUAGUUCAAUCUUUCUGGUGUGAUUAUAGUUAUUCUGAAAAUCAAAACGUUUUCGGGUUGUUGUUUCUCAAUAGCCAGAGGGAGAAGAUGCCAGCUUUAAUAGAAAGACCGAAAAUGAGUUUGGCUAUGUGGGCUGCUUUAAAAUCCCACAUAAUGAAGCAGCGCGAAAAGAAAAAGCAAGAGCAAGAAGCAGAUGCUGCAGUUGAGAGACUUCGAAGAGAACAGGAAAUGAAACGAAAGCAAAAUGCUAUGACAUUGGAAGAAAUUCGAGAACAGAUUGCUGAAUUAGAGAAAAAAUUAAAUGAUCUGAAAAUGGAGAAGCAUAAUUUAUUCCUUUAUCUAAAACGAGUUUUAAACAACGAAGAAGACAAGAGGAGAAGUGAAGAAGACAAAGAAGCCAGUGAGCUACUACAAAUGGGUCAUCAUUACAUCAAUCAAAAUGUACCUGUUGGAGCACCAAACUUAUACAUGAUAGCUGGAAACAAUGCUCUUAAUCGAAAUCAAGUUAUGUUUAAAGUUGGAAAUCCUACACCUCAGCAAAAUGGUGCAAUUAAAAGACAAAGAAGUCCAUCCCCUCCCAAUCCUAAUUACAGUCAAGGUUACAAUUUCAAAACCCAUAGUACUUAUGGUCAGACUUAUGGAAUGCCACAUCCAACUGGUCAAUAUGCACCACAAGACCAAACGAAACAUCUUGCUGCUGGCUAUCAUGUUACACAUUUGCCACAACAAGGCUAUGUGAGCAGCUUGCCUCAACAAAUAGAGCAUGCAGCACAGAAGCAAAACAACAUACAAGAAGAAAAGUAUUACAUCCAGCAGGGUGGCAUUUCCUCUGGAUAUCCUAUUCGAAGUCAACCUCAAGCACCAUCUCGUUUUCAGCCACCUACUACCCACAACGUAACAGCACCGAUGCAGGUUCCCAUUCGAAAAGAAGACGUUAUGCGGCGCAGCAUAAAUGAAGCUCAUCGAUAAAAAAGAAGCUCUGGAGCUGAAAGCAAUGCUUUGGAAGCAUUUUGCUUGAAUUUAGUUUCCUUUAUUUCUCCCAUCAAAGGAAAAAUAUAGCAGGAUUAUGGUCUAGGUGUUUAUGCUGCAUUAUUGAAUUUAAAAUAGUUCAUGUAAAAUCCAUAUGAUGCUGCCCUUUGAUAGGGGUAAAGAUUUCCUAAAACAGCUCUUCUUAAAUGUGACAAAUGUUUGAGUGGGGUAUUAUUGCACAACUGGUGGUGAGGCAUUAUAAGAGUAGUUUGGAACUAGUAGUAUAUAAAUAAUGAGGUAGUGUUCAAAUAAAUAAAAUUGUUUAUUUUCAAAAUAAAUAAAUAAAUAUAUAAAUAAAAAAGUUUCAAAAGAAUCAAAUUAAAAAAAAAAAAAAAAAGUUGGGGAAGAUGAGUAUGAUCAGAAUUAUAAAUGAUUUUGUUGAAAUUUAUUGAGAUUGAAACUUCUAAUGCUGUGUAUUUUUCAAGUUGAGUAUGUUAAAAACAAAAACUCUAACGUUUUAUUUUUUGAGAGUUUUUUAAAAUUUCUAUAAUAUUUGCUGCUUAAAAAUUAAGCUUUUUUUCUGUAAUGUAAAACCUGCAAAAAGUGGUUACUCUGGCACUAAACAAAAAGUCUGCUGUAGAUUCAUGUAAAGUAUUAUACUAAUUUUCUGCUUGCUAUUUUUUCUACUUCUGAUGACUGAAUUUUAAGUUAAAAAUAGAUCAGUCAGAUUAGUCUAGAGACAAUUAUUUCACAUAUUGUGUGAUAUAACUUUAAUAAUUUUGCUAACAUCACAUUCAGUCAUUACACUGCAAGAUUUUGGUGUUAAGCUUGACGUUUUGUAAAAUGUUUGUUACUUUUGGCAUUAUGAUCUUGUUAUACAUUUUUAGACAAUUGUUUUUCUUUGUUACUGUAAUGGGGAAUUGUUUGUGGCACGCUUUGAUUUAUUAAACAUCAAAAAGGUUGGUUGAAAAUUUUGUCUGUAGGGCCCCUUAUCAUAAGCUUAAAAUUUAUUGAAGACUAUGUAUAAGUUUUGUCUUUAACAUAUUGUGACAGGAAAAAACUUUGUUUGGGUUGUUUUAGUAUGUGGACCAACGGUAAAAGUUCCGGGAAUCAUGGAACCAAUGUAAAUGUGUUUUGAAUUGUGUAUUUAAGUUAGGCAAAAUUGGUUAUUUAUUUUUAAUAUGUGCCUUGUUUUAAGGAACUGAAUUUUUGUUUUUGAUUUCCCUAAAAGUCUUAAAUGUAAAACAAAUUAAA